This is a messenger RNA of Thalassophryne amazonica, 2241 nucleotides long. RefSeq names its product cytokine receptor-like factor 1. The record is from RefSeq and is a predicted model, not a curated record. Gene Ontology annotation, biological process: cytokine-mediated signaling pathway. Gene Ontology annotation, cellular component: external side of plasma membrane. Lineage: Eukaryota; Metazoa; Chordata; Actinopteri; Batrachoidiformes; Batrachoididae. Gene Ontology annotation, molecular function: protein binding; thiosulfate-cyanide sulfurtransferase activity; cytokine receptor activity.
AACCCGGAGAAAAGACUGCAAUCAGGACGCCAUAUAGCCCAUGCUGAAGCUUUUGCCGAAGACAAGUGGCCUUAUGGGUAGUCACAGAGUGACUUUUUCCGGCGGGUCACACUUUUUCUAGUGCGCUCCUUCGGUCCUGGCAGUUGGUUUGUUUUUCCUUUCCCCCCCACCGUGCGUAAUUUCUCUCCAGGAUCGGCAGAAGCGAGAUCACAACAACACGGGGACGAGGACUUCGAGCUCCAAAUCCAAAAAGGCACUGAGGGGGAAAAUGAAAGCCGUUUGGGAUAUCUGCUUGAUUUUCCUCACUCUGCACGUUCCUGGCGCGCUGUCCUUCUCCACACAGGUAGCAACCAUCUACCCCCAGGACCCCGCCCUGACCAUUGGGUCCAGUCUGACUGCCACUUGUUGUGUGAACCCUGACCUUGGUGUCCACGCCAGCUCUCUGUUCUGGACACUGAACGGUCGCCGACUGCCCAGCUCCUCGUACAGAGUUCUGAGCCCAACGGCCCUCAGUGUGACAUUGGCCAGGCUCCCCGCUUCCCGGCAACGCUCUGGCGACAACCUGGUGUGUCAUAACCCUGGGGGACAUGUCUUGGCUGGUUCCUGCCUCUAUGUUGGCCUGCCUCCGGAGAAGCCGGUCAAUCUGACCUGCUGGUCCAGGAACACCAAAGACCUGACUUGCCACUGGGCUCCAGGAGGACAGGGAGAGACCUUCAUAAGGACCAAGUACAUACUCAAGUACAAGCUCAGGUGGUACGGUAAAGAGAAGGAAUGUGAGGACUACAGCCACACUCAGCCGUACUCCUGCUACAUCUCCCGGGUACUGUCCCUCUUUACGCCCUACGAGAUCUGGGUGGAAGCGUCCAAUCAGCUGGGCCGGGCUUCCUCUGAUGUCAUCACGCUGGACAUCCUAGACGUGGUGACGACAGACCCUCCAUCGGGUGUGACAGUGAGUCGGGUUGGCGAGUUAGAGGACCAGCUGAGUGUCCGCUAAGCUCCGCCUGCGCUCAAAGACUUCUUGUUUCAGGCCAAGUACCAGAUCCGCUACAGACUGGAGGACAGUCAAGACUGGAAGGUGAUGGAUGAUGUCGGCAAUCAGACAUCCUGCCGUCUGGCUGGACUCAGGCCUGGAACGGUGUAUUUUGUCCAGGUUCGCUGCAAUCCCGUGGGCAUCUACGGAUCUCGCAAAGCUGGAAUCUGGAGUGAGUGGAGCCAUCCCACGGCCGCAUCUACGCCAGUCAGCGAGAGGUUCAUGUCGGGUUCCUGCGACUCCAAGUCCAGCGGAGAUUCAAACUCAACCCUGCGGAAGGAGCUGAAGCAGUUCUUCGGCUGGGUGCGGAAACACGCCUACGGCUGCAGCAGCAUAUCCAUGAAGCUGUACGACCAGUGGAGGGUGCUGAUGCAGAAAUCCCAUAAAGCUCGCAACCAGAUUCUCCAAGAGGAUAAAUCAUAGCACACGCUGCUUUUGUACGCUGCAACCCACUCAACAAAACAGAUUGUAUUCAUUUUCAAGACAACUGUGGACAAGCAGUUGGACAUGAGACGACGUUCAGAUAGAAACUGUGGGAUUGCAUUCCUGUAUGCACCAUUCUCAUCUGAGAUGGACCCAGAAGGUCCUGGAUGACCUAGUUUCCAUGGGAAAGGACUAGGAAGGGGCCACGUCGCCGUGUUUGCUGUCAGAGACGAGGCUUCAUUUCGUGCUUACAUUGGAAUCACCGCGACCUUUGGACACGCUCGUGAUCCGGACACCUGCAAAGACAUGGGGCUCCAUUUAUGUACCUGAAGUUGAUCAAGUCCGACAAAGAGAUUUCAAACCAGAAGUGUUCCCGAAGCAUCUGAGAGCAUUCAGAGUUUCUCCUGUGGAUCAACAACACCACCCAGUGGCUGCUCUGGGGAAACUCCAAACAAAGGUUUAUCUUUCACUGUGCUUUAAAAAAAUUCUAUCUAUAUAAAUAUCUUUACAGUAUUCCCGCUGACAGUUUGAUGUAGAAGUGGACAAUUCCCCAAACUGCUUCACUCAGAAUCCAUCUGUUUCUGAGUGACAGCGUGUGACUGAUGAAAUGAUGUUUGUAUAUCAAGAGGUUUCUCUGCCUUUAUUUUUGUACUGAAUUGUACCAGCAUGUUUAAAAAUGUAUAAAAUGUUUUAUUUUUUAAGUUAUGUACAGUUAGUAAAAAAAUAUCAUUGACUGAAGUUGGUGUUAUUAAUCUUUAAUAUUCUAUAAAAUGUUGUCAAAAACAGGA